UAAAAGUUCUGCAUGUUCGCCCUUUGGGUACCGCUCGCAAAGUUUCGAAUCUAGACAUUUUGCCAAGAUGUUACUCCUAUCUCUGAUGUCGACUUUCGCGGCUUCUGCUGCAGCGCAGAUCACGACUUCCAUGUGGGCACAGUUACGGUGGGACACAGACAAGAUCGGUUAUGUGGGUUCGGUCAUCGAUGUUCAAGGCGGACGCACCACAAUCGAUAUAAAGCCGGAUGAUGGUGUUCAUCAAGUGGCCCUUGGUAUACCUACCACCGCCAAGGAGAUAGUCACUAUCGCCCCAACAUAUUAUGGGGGAGUCUAUAACAACAGAGAGUGGAACGGAAAAUUCCAUACUGCUGGAGAAAUCAAGUUCGCCUGCGAGAGGAACGUCACCGAUUCUGUCGAGGCAACAUGCACAGAAUCAUACGGUGCCGCGAUGGGCAUCUUACUUCAAUGCCAGGACCUCCCCACUAGGUCUACGAAGUUCAUAAACACCGUCACGCACGACUACCCUUCGAGAGGGACUUACUCGUCAGGGUUGGAGACAGUCACCCGCACUCCAACAAUUGUGCCGAAGCCCGGUCCGCUGCCGUCUUGGUGCGCUUCUGGUACUGCUGCUGCCAGUCUAGCCGGUACAUCCGCGGAGAGCAGCACCGUGAUUUCAUACAAGAAGGAAAACUUUGGCUUCUAUCAACUUACUAUUACGGCGGGCCUGGAAAAGCUGGAAGCUACUCCGACUCCAGAUGCAUCAAGUAGUACGCCAGCGUCGCAGAACAGAGGCGCUUCUGUACCUGCGAAGACUGCCGGACCAAUUGUGGCCGGAAUGGCUGUUGCCGCAGCUUUGAUGGUGUAG
Periconia digitata is the source of this 847-nucleotide messenger RNA. The record is from the annotation of a GenBank genome assembly. NCBI's taxonomy places the organism in Eukaryota, Fungi, Ascomycota, Dothideomycetes, Pleosporales, Periconiaceae.